Molecule: messenger RNA, 651 nt
Organism: Trypanosoma grayi
Lineage: Eukaryota; Euglenozoa; Kinetoplastea; Trypanosomatida; Trypanosomatidae
Exons: 1
Coding region: 1-651 (216 amino acids)
Source: RefSeq, a predicted model, not a curated record
AUGGAAGCGGUCAACGAGCGGCUGGCGCGCCUCGUUGGCGCGCUGCGCCACGAAGAGGAGGCGCUACAGGCGGUGCUGGAUGAGGUACGCAGCACGCAGGCCUCGAUCAACCAGCAGCGGACGGACACACUGAAUGUAAUGGCAGAGAUGGAGAAGACCGUGCCGGAGAACAAGGGCAUGCUGAAGGGUGUGCAGAAGGCGAUCGACCAAAAGAUCGAUCCCUUGAAUGCACUCGCAAAGGAGAUUGUUAGUUGCACCAACAAAGCCGCGGGCCUCCAGAAGGAGACUGAAAAAAUGGGCUUCGAGCGCCUCACUCUGGAGGCGGGGACAGUGCUCCUUGAACAGAAAACGAGGCAGCUGGAGCGCACAAUCAACUACCUCCAGCAUGAGUCCUCACAGCUAGAGGCAGCAACAAAUAAAAAAACAACAACAACUGAGCUUGUAGAAACCAAGAAGAAUACGUCAGCAGUUCUACUUGAUCUCCAACUCCAAGUGAUUAGGGCGGAAGAGGAAAUGACACAGAUGCACAAUACUGGGGAAAAAGAAAAGAGUCUAACUGGGCGACAUAAUCUGUGGCAGGCAAGUGAGUUUCAUGCAGAAACGGAGGUUCUUCUUAGCGCCCACCAGGAAAUGGCUCGAGAACAGGUCUAA